AUGAGACACCGCGACUGCGAAGUACGCAUCACAUACGACGGACAGGCGCUCGAAGAGCACAAUGUCCAGAUUGAGAACAAUGCCAUCGAAUGCUAUAUCGCCAGCGAGUCUGGCAAGGUGUUUGAGAUCAUAUGCAAGAACGAGACGUCGACAGCCAUCUCUGCUGGGAUAGCUGUCGAUGGACGGGGGUUCCCUAGGAGAAUGCUCGUAAGGGAGGGUGUGAGCAAGCCGCUCAUCUGCGAAGACGGCGUUGAUGGAAUGAGGCCACUGAUGUUCACGGACAUUACCCUCACAGAUGACGAGGACGCCGUGAGAGGGCUACCGCGGGGGAGCGAACUUGGCUUGAUCGAGGUCCGCAUCGUCCGCGGGAGAUGCGAGGGACUGAUGCCAUGGGCACCGCCCUCUGUCAUCAGCGUACAAAACUUUGGGCCUAUUCAUGAGACCGUGAAGAAAGGAGGCAUGCACUGCGUCCAGUUCGGUGCAAGGAUUUCAAGCGGAGUAACGCCGCAAGACACGAGGCUUGUGAACGUGGUUGCGCUUGAUCGUUGGGAUAUCCCGUACAUCACCUUCAAGUUUCGCUACAGGACCUGUGCGAUCCUUCAGGCGCAAGGCAUUAUACAACGGCCGAUCCCCUCUGGCAGCGCCCAGAACAACAACAACGAGGAUGACUUGGACGCCCUAGAGGCCCAGAUGCGAGUUUUACAGGAGAGGAUCGAGAGAGCCAGGAUGAGGGGAAAUCACAGCCCUCAGCCUCGUGUGAUCAAGAGGGAGCAGUCUGUCAUUCACCUCGGCCAGUUCCGUGGCAGCAUCAUCGACCUGACGGAUGACUGA
Molecule: messenger RNA, 831 nt
Organism: Rhodofomes roseus
Lineage: Eukaryota; Fungi; Basidiomycota; Agaricomycetes; Polyporales; Fomitopsidaceae
Exons: 6
Coding region: 1-831 (276 amino acids)
Source: RefSeq, a predicted model, not a curated record